UAGGGAGAAAACGUUUGUGCAGAGGGAGCUUGCUUCGUAGUUUUCGCGAUUUCCAAAUGAAUUUAAUUGGUGAUGUCAUCUGGUUCGAGAGGGCUGUGUGUGUUGGUGCUUCAGAGUCACCAUCCAGUCAACGUGUUGUAACCACCAGCAACAGAGGCAGUGGAGCUCCCAAAUAAAAAGGCGCUUUUAGUUUUUGGUUCAUGGCAUGGGAUAUUUUCAACAAUGCUGCAGUGACGGAGAUCUGAGGAGCUCGAGAACUAGUUGGACGUUUCUAGAGGAAUGUUGAAGCCAUUGUGUCCACAAUAGAUUUUCCUUUGAAAAAUAGUGUGUGGGUUUAUAUGGAUUAUGCAUGCUGAAAGUGUAUGUGUAAGACAUAUACAUGACUGCAUGAGCACAACCCGUAGCUUCACUAGGCUGUAGCAAGCCUUUUUUUUCUGCAGUUUUAUCCAUACCGCUGACUGUGAAGCUACCUUUGCUAUUCGUAGUACGUGGUUGCAGGGCGUAAAGAGAACGGACAAUCGCACCGGACCGUUCCGGGGUUCAGAUGAGGUGUUUGACUAGAUUCUUAGAUUUGUAGAAUUCUAUCGAACUUUCUAUCUAUUAUUUUCUACAGAAGUAAUGCCAUCGGGCAUUGCAAAUGUGCUAGCGAUGAGGUUGUUCUUCGUGGGAUUUCUACUCAGUUUGGAGAUCCUGUCUCCUACAGGAGCUAUUGAUGCUCCGAAGACAUGCAGUCCUAAGCAGUUUGUGUGUAAGGACCAGGUGACAUGCAUCUCUAAAGGAUGGCGCUGCGAUGGAGAGAAGGACUGUCCGGAUGGAUCAGACGAAGCGCCUGAUAUCUGUCCACACAGAGUGUCCCGGUGUCCGGCCAAUGAGUUUGAGUGUCUGGGGACAGAUGUGUGUAUCCACAUGAGCAGGCUGUGUGAUGGGAGCCCUGACUGCACUGACGGCUGGGACGAGGGGCCACACUGUCGAGAGCUUGGACCAGACUGUGCCACCCAUGGCUGCACGGGAAACUGCUCUGUGACGCACCAAGGGCCCAAGUGUUACUGCAACGUCGGCUAUGAAGUCAGCCAGGAUGGAAAGACAUGCAAAGAUUUCAACGAGUGCAGUGUGUACAGGACCUGCAGUCAGACAUGUUCCAACAACGAGGGCUCCUACACCUGCAGCUGUGUGGAGGGCUACCUACUGCAGCCAGACAACCGCUCCUGCAAGGCCAAGAAUGAUCCUGUGGAGCAGCUACCAGUGCUGCUGAUCACUAACCUGAAUGACAUCCGCUGUACGUCGCUGAGCGGCAUGCCGACCCGCCUCCCAGCCAUAAGCACCAACCAGACCACUGCCAUGGAUUUCAACUACGCCCAGGAGACGGUUUGCUGGAUCGACGUGGGCGACUCGCCCGCCAACACCCAUCUGAAGUGUGCCUCCAUCCCAGAGCUGAAGACGGUCACUGACAUCAGGAUCAUUAACAUCUCCCUCAGCCUGCACCAUGUGGGACAGAUGGCUAUUGACUGGCUGACCGGGAACUUCUACUUUGAGGACAACAUGGAUGAUCGUAUCUUUGUGUGCAAUGCGGACGGCCAGACGUGUGUCACCCUGCUGGAUCAGGAGCUCUACAACCCUAAAGGCAUCGCCCUGGACCCCCUGAUGGGCAAGGUGUUCUUCACAGACUACGGUCAGACUCCCAAGGUGGAGCGUUGUGACAUGGACGGUCAGAACCGGACCAAGCUGGUGGAAAGUAAGAUCGUGUUCCCCCACGGUAUCACACUGGACCUGGUCAACCGGCUGGUCUACUGGGCCGAUGCCUACCUGGACUAUAUAGAGGUGGUGGACUACGAGGGCCAGAACAGACACACCAUCAUACAGGGCCUGCUGAUUGAGCAUCUGUACGGGCUGACCGUGUUUGAGAACUACCUGUACGCCACCAACUCCGACGAGGGCAACCUGAACCACGCUAAGACCAGUGUGAUCCGGGUCAACCGCUUCAACUCCUCUGACUUCACGGUGGUGACCCGAGUGGACCGCGGCGCCGCCCUGCACGUGUACCAUCAGAGACGUCAACCCCCAGUGAGAGAGAAGAGUCAUGCGUGUGCCCCGGACCAGUUUAAGAAGCCAGGAGGCUGCUCCGACAUCUGUCUGCUGGGGAACAGCCACAAGACCCGUACCUGCCGUUGUCGCUCUGGAUUCAGCCUGGGCAGCGACGGGAAGUCCUGCAAGAAACCUGAACACGAGUUGUUCCUUGUGUACGGUAAGGGUCGCCCUGGCAUCAUCCGUGGCAUGGACAUGAAUGCCAAGGUCCCCGACGAGUUCAUGAUCCCCAUUGAGAACCUGAUGAACCCGCGGGCGCUGGACUUCCACGCCGAGAGCGAGUUCAUCUACUUUGCUGACGCCGUGAGUUACAUCAUCGGGCGGCAGAAGAUUGACGGCACGGAGAGAGACACCAUCCUGAAGGACGGCGUCCACACUGUGGAGGGGAUAGCGGUGGACUGGAUGGCAGGUAACCUGUACUGGACAGACGACGGGCCUGUGAAGACCAUCAGUGUGGCCAGGCUGGAGAAGGCCUCUCAGACACGCAAGACCCUCAUCGAGGGCAAGAUGACCCACCCCCGCGCCAUAGUAGUGGACCCCCAGCACGGGUGGAUGUACUGGACAGACUGGGAGGAGGACCCCAAGAAGAGUAACCGAGGGAAGAUCAAGAAGGCGUGGAUGGACGGCUCUCACGACCAGGUCCUGCUGACCAGUAAGACCGUGCUGUGGCCCAACGGCCUGAGUCUGGACAUCCCACAGGGCAUCCUGUACUGGGUGGACGCAUACUACGACCGCAUCGAGAUGGUUUACCUCAACACCACCGAGCGCAAGAUGGUGUACGAGGGAAACGAGUUAAACCACGCCUUCGGCCUGUGUCACUACAAGCAGUACCUGUUCUGGAACGAGUACCGUGGCGGCAGCAUCUUCAAACUAGAUACCUCCACCAGCACCGUCACGCUGCUCCGCAACGAACGCCCACCCCUCUUCGAGAUCCGGGUGUACGACGCUCACCAGCAGCAAGGGACCAACCUGUGUCGCAUGAAAAACGGUGGCUGCAGCAGUCUGUGUCUAGCUAUCCCCGACGGCAGGUCCUGUGGCUGUGCUGACGACCAGAUACUGGGUGACGACAAUGUCACCUGUAAAGCCAACCCCACCUACGUCCCUCCUCCUCAGUGUCAGCUCGGGGAGUUUGCCUGUAAGAACAACCGCUGUAUCCAGAAGCGAUGGAAGUGUGACGGGGACAACGACUGUCUGGACAACAGCGAUGAGGCGCCCGAGCUCUGCCACCAGCACACGUGUCCAUCGGACCGGUUUAAGUGUCAGAACAACCGCUGUAUCCCGCUGCGCUGGCUCUGUGACGGGGACAACGACUGUGGCACCGAUGAGGAUGAGUCCAAUAGUACCUGCUCAGCUCGUACGUGCCCGCCCAACCAGUAUGCGUGCGCCAGUGGGCGCUGCAUCCCCACUUCCUGGACAUGUGACCUGGAUGAUGACUGUGGGGACCGUUCCGAUGAGCCGGCCUCCUGUGCCUACCCCACCUGCUUCCCCCUCACCCAGUUCACCUGUGCCAACGGCCGCUGCAUCAACGUCAACUGGCGCUGUGACAACGACAACGACUGCGGGGACAACAGCGACGAGGCAGGCUGCAGCCACUCCUGCUCCAGUGUUCAGUUCAAGUGUAACAGCGGCCGCUGCAUCCCUGAGUACUGGACCUGUGACGGGGACAACGACUGUGGAGACUACAGCGACGAGACCCACGCCAACUGUACCAACCAGGCCACCCGUCCUCCCGGUGGCUGCCACGUGGAUGAGUUCCAGUGUCGCAUGGACGGCCUGUGCAUCCCCAUGCGCUGGCGCUGCGACGGGGACGCCGACUGCAUGGACCUGAGUGAUGAGAGCGACUGCGAGGGAGUGACGCACAUGUGUGACCCAGCUGUCAAGUUCAGCUGCAGGAACUCCGCUCGUUGUAUCAGCAAGGCCUGGGUGUGUGACGGGGACAGUGACUGUGAGGACAACUCGGACGAGGACAACUGCGAGGCGUUGGUGUGUAAGCUGUCCCACCACGUCUGUGUCACCAACGACUCGAUCUGUCUGCCCGCUGAGAAGCUGUGUGACGGCACUGACGACUGCCCCGACGGCUCUGACGAGAAACUCUGUGACCUGUGCUCCAUAGACAACGGCGGCUGCAGCCACAACUGCUCCAUCAUCCCUGGGGAGGGCUUCAUGUGUUCCUGCCCCCUGGGCAUGGAGCUGGGCGCCGACAACAAGACCUGCCACAUCAUGAACCUCUGCGCCAAGCACCUCAAGUGCAGCCAGAAGUGUGAGCAAGAGAAGAGCAGCGUCAAGUGUUCCUGCUACGAGGGCUGGGAGCUGGAGACCGAUAUGGAGAGCUGCAAGAGCACUGACUCCUUCAAGCCUUUCAUCAUCUUCUCCAACCGCCAUGAGAUCCGUCGUAUUGACCUCCAUAAGGGAGAGUUCAGCGUGCUGGUGCCUAACCUGAGGAACACCAUCGCUCUGGACUUCCACCUCAGCCAGAACACCCUCUACUGGACCGACGUGGUGGAGGACAAGAUCUACCGCGGGAAACUGUCCGAGAACGGAGCUCUGACCACUUUCGAAGUAGUGAUCCAGUAUGGCCUGGCCACUCCAGAGGGUCUGGCCGUGGACUGGAUAGCGGGGAACAUCUACUGGGUGGAGAGUAACCUGGACCAGAUCGAGGUGGCCAAGCUGGACGGAACCAUGAGGACCACGCUACUGGCUGGAGAGGUGGAGCACCCCCGGGCCAUCGCCCUGGACCCCCGAGACGGUAUUCUGUUCUGGACGGACUGGGAUGCCAGUCUGCCCAGGAUAGAGGCAGCGUCUAUGAGCGGUGAGGGCAGGAGGACUAUCCACAGAGAGACUGGCAGCGGUGGCUGGCCCAACGGACUGACUGUAGACUACAUGGAGAGACGCAUUGUAUGGAUCGACGCCAGGUCUGAUGCCAUCUACUCUGCUCUGUAUGACGGCUCUGGUCUGAUCGAGGUGCUGAGGGGUCACGAGUACCUGUCCCACCCCUUUGCUGUCACCAUGUACGGGGGAGAGGUGUACUGGACGGACUGGAGGACCAACACUCUGGCCAAGGCCAACAAGUGGAACGGCAACAACGUAACCGUGGUCCAACGCACCAACACACAACCCUUCGACCUGCAGGUGUACCAUCCCUCCAGACAGCCCCAAGCUCCUAACCCUUGUGCCACCUCUGAAGAGCAGAGCCAGUGUUCUCACCUGUGUCUGAUCAGCUACAACCAGACAUUCUCCUGUGCCUGUCCUCACCUUAUGAAGCUGCAGGCUGACAAACGCACCUGCAAAGAGUCUCGCCAGUUCCUGCUGUAUGCCCGUCAGAUAGAGAUCAGGGGAGUGGACAUAGACAACCCCUACUAUAACUACAUCAUCUCCUUCACCGUGCCAGACAUAGACAACGUGACCGUGGUGGACUAUGAUGCCGUGGAGCACCGGAUCUACUGGUCAGACGUCCGAACCCAGACCAUCAAGAGAGCCUUCAUCAACGGCACCGGAGUGGAGACCGUGGUGUCUGCUGACCUGCCCAACGCCCAUGGUCUGGCAGUAGACUGGGUAUCUAGGAACCUGUUCUGGACCAGCUAUGAUGCCAAUAAGAAGCAGAUCAACGUGGCCAGACUGGACGGAUCCUUUAAGAACGCUAUUAUCCAGGGCCUUGACAAACCCCACUGUCUGGUCCUGCACCCUAUACUGGGAAAGAUGUACUGGACUGAUGGGGACAACAUCAGUAUGGCCAACAUGGAUGGCAGCAACCGUACCAUGCUCUUCACCAAUCAAAAGGGCCCUGUGGGCCUGUCUAUAGACUACGACAGUGAGCAGCUGUACUGGGUCAGCUCGGGGAACGGCACCAUCAGCCGCUGUCAGAUGGACGGCUCAGGCCUGGAGGUCCUGGACGGGGUCAAACCAGGCAGACUGACCAAGGCGUCCGCUCUGGCCAUCAUGGGUGACAAGCUGUGGUGGGCAGACCAGGGGACAGACCAGAUAGGGACGUGUGAUAAAAGUGAUGGCGGGAACUGGAAGGUGCUACGUAACAACACCUCUCCUAUGAUGCACAUGAGAAUAUACAACGAAAGCCUGCAGACAGGUACAGGCAUCAACCUGUGCAGUAAUAACAAUGGAGACUGUUCCCAGCUGUGCCUGCCCACCUCCUCUACUACCAGAGUCUGUAUGUGUACUGCAGGCUACAGCCUUAAGAGUGGACAGCAGUCCUGCGAGGGUAUGGGUUCCUUCCUGCUCUACUCAGUACAUGAGGGCAUUAGAGGAAUCCCCCUGGACCCGUCUGAUAAAUCUGAUGCCCUGGUGCCCGUGUCUGGCACCUCGCUUGCUGUGGGCAUCGACUUCCACGCCGAAAAUGACACUAUCUACUGGGUGGACAUGGGACUGAGCACCAUCAGCCGAGCUAAGAGAGACCAGACCUGGAGAGAAGACGUGGUGACCAACGGCAUCGGCAGGGUGGAGGGCAUCACUGUGGACUGGAUAGCAGGUAACAUCUACUGGACAGACCAGGGCUUUGACGUCAUCGAGGUAGCCAGACUCAAUGGAUCCUUCUGCUAUGUGGUCAUCUCCCAGGGCUUGGACAAGCCCCGCGCCAUCACCGUGCACCCAGAGAAAGGGUAUCUGUUCUGGACAGAGUGGGGUCAGGUCCCUCGUAUAGAGAGGGCCCGUCUGGAUGGCUCUCAGAGAUCAGUCCUGGUCAACUCCAGCAUCAUGUGGCCCAACGGAAUCUCCAUCGACUACAGGGAGGGGCUGUUGUACUGGUGUGACGCGCGGACAGACCGGAUCGAGCGCAUCAACCUGGAGACGGGAGAGAACAGAGAGGUGGUGCUGGUCAACAACAACAUGGACAUGUUCGCUGUGUCCGUCUUCGAGGGCUACAUCUACUGGAGUGACAGGACUCACGCCAACGGUUCCAUCAAGAGAGGCAACAAAGACAACGCUACAGAAUAUGUGUAUCUGAGGACCGGCAUCGGUGUACAACUGAAGGACAUCAAGGUCUUCAACAGGGACCGGCAACAAGGCACCAACGUCUGUAAGGACAACAACGGCGGCUGCGAACAGCUCUGCCUUUACCGCGGCAACGGGGAGCGAACGUGCGCCUGCGCACACGGCAUGCUGGCCGAGGACAGCCGCGGUUGCCGCGACUACGACAGCUACCUGCUCUACUCGGAGCGGACCAUUCUGAAGAGCAUCCACCUAUCAGACGAGACCAACCUGAACGCCCCCAUCAAGCCCUUCGAGGACCCGGAACACAUGAAGAACGUCAUCGCUCUGACCUUUGACUACCGCGGAGGAGGGGGGAGGGGAGCCAAUCGGAUCUUCUUCAGUGACAUACACUUUGGAAACAUCCAGCAGACCAACGAUGACGGAUCAGACCUCAAGACGGUGGUGGAGAAUGUAGGCUCAGUGGAGGGUUUGGCGUACCACCGUGGCUGGGACACCCUCUAUUGGACCAGCUACACCACCUCCACCAUCACCCGACACACGGUCGACCAGAGCCGACCGCAGGCCUACGACCGCAACACCGUGGUCACCAUGUCUGGAGACGACCACCCCAGGGCCUUUGUACUGGACGAGUGUCAAGAUCUGAUGUUCUGGACCAACUGGAACGAGCAGUCUCCCAGUAUCAUGCGAGCCAGUCUAUCUGGUGCCAACGUGCUGGUGAUCAUCGGUAAUGACAUCCGCACCCCCAACGGCCUGGCCAUAGACCACCGCGCACAGAAACUCUACUUCUCAGACGCCACGCUGGACAAGAUCGAGCGCUGCGAGUACGACGGCAGCAACCGAUACGUGGUGGUGAAGAAUGAGCCGGUGCAUCCGUUUGGCCUGGCGGUGUAUGGAGACUACAUCUUCUGGACUGACUGGGUCCGCAGGGCCGUGCUCAGGGCCGACAAGUUUGUGGGUAGAGACAUGAGGUUGCUGAGAAAUGACAUCCCCCAGCAGCCAAUGGGAAUCAUCGCUGUGGCCAACGACACCAACAGCUGCGAGUUCUCUCCCUGUCUGAACAACAACGGGGGCUGUCAGGACCUGUGUCUGCUCACCUCAGACGCGAGGGUCAACUGUAGUUGCCGUGGAGACCGCAGACUCCUGGAGGACAACUCCUGCUCCGCUCUGAACACGUCGUGUGGCAGUGUGGACGACUUUGAGUGUGGCAACGGGGACUGCAUCAACUACAGCCUGACCUGUGACGGCAUGGCCCACUGCAAGGACAAGUCAGACGAGAAACAGUCGUACUGCGCGAACCGGCUGUGUAAGAAAGGCUACAGGCGCUGUAUCAAUGGCCGCUGCAUCGGCCACAUAUUCUGGUGUGACGGGACUGACGACUGCGGAGAUCACUCCGACGAGCUGCCCUGCAACAUGACCCUGUGCAAAGCCGGAGAGUUCCAGUGUCGAGACGGAAGCUGCAUCUCCAACACCAGCCGCUGUGACCAGGUGGUCAACUGUGAAGACGCCAGUGACGAGAUGAACUGCUUGCCAACUGACUGUUCCCGCUACUUCCGUCUGGGGGUGAAGGGGGCGACCUUUCAGAGCUGUGAGAGGACCACGCUGUGCUACUUGCCUUCCUGGCAGUGCGACGGGAACAACGACUGUGGAGACUUCUCGGACGAGAGGAACUGCCCGGACAAGAAGAAGCUGAAGUGCCCGGUGAACUUCUUUGCGUGCCCCAGUGGUCGCUGUAUCCCUAUGAGCUGGACCUGUGACAAGGAGAAUGACUGCGAGAACGGUGCUGACGAGACCCACUGUGAUAAGUUCUGUACGUCCACCGAGUUUGAGUGUGGGAACCAUCGCUGCAUCUCCAACCACUGGGUGUGUGACGGCGCUGAUGACUGUGGCGACAAUAGUGACGAGGACAGCAGAUGCAAAACCAAGACGUGCAGCCCAGAGGCGUUCCAGUGUCCCGGCACUCAUGUGUGUGUCCCUCAACGCUGGAAGUGUGACGGGGACAAGGACUGUCUGGACGGGGCAGACGAGAGUGUCAAGGCUGGCUGCUUGUACAACAACACCUGUGAUGAGAAUGAGUUCAUGUGUCAGGACAGACAGUGCGUCCCCAAGCACUUUGUGUGUGACCAUGACAUCGACUGCUCUGACGGAUCCGACGAGUCCCCACAGUGUGAGUAUCCUACGUGUGGGCCGGAGGAGUUCCGCUGUAACAACGGCCGCUGCCUCAACCAGAAGAGCUGGGAGUGUGAUGGAGAUUUUGACUGUCAGGACCGCUCUGAUGAAGCUCCCAAGAACCCCCGGUGCACAGACUCAGAGAGGAAGUGUAAUGACUCUGCCUACAUGUGUCGUAACGGGAAGUGUCUUAACGAGACGUUGCUGUGUGACCGUAACGACGACUGUGGUGACGGCUCUGACGAACUCAACUGCUUCAUCAACGAGUGUCUCAACAGCAAGCAGAGUGGCUGCUCCCAGCUCUGUGAGGACCUCAAGAUAGGCUUCAAGUGCAGGUGUCACCCUGGGUUCCAGCUGAAGCGGGAUGGGAAGACGUGUGUGGACAUAGAUGAGUGUACCACGUCCUACCCCUGUACCCAGCGCUGUAUCAACACACACGGAUCCUUCCACUGUCUCUGUGUGGAGGGCUUCCAGCUACGACCGGACAAUCCUACUAUCUGCAAGUCCACCUCCGAUGAGGAGCCCUUCCUGAUCUUUGCCAACCGGUACUACCUGAGGAAACUGGACCUGAAUGGCACCAACUACACUCUGAUUAAACAGGGCCUGAACAACGCGGUGGCUCUGGACUUCCACUAUGCAGAGCAGAUGCUAUACUGGACCGACGUGACCACUCAGGGCUCCAUGAUACGACGCAUGAACAUCAACGGCAGCAACAUCGAGGUGCUGCACCGUACCUCCCUCAGUAACCCAGACGGAUUGGCUGUAGACUGGGUCGGAGGAAACCUGUACUGGUGUGAUAAGGGGCGGGACACCAUCGAGGUGUCCAAGCUAGGAGGAGCCUUCCGGUCGGUCCUGGUGAACACCGGCCUGAGGGAACCACGCGCUGUGGCUUUGGAUGUACGCAACGGGUACCUGUACUGGUCAGACUGGGGCGACAACCCCCACAUAGGGCGGAUUGGGAUGGACAGCUCCAACCGAAGUGUGAUCGUAGAGGACAAGAUCACCUGGCCCAAUGGUCUUACGUUAGACUUCAUCAACGACCGCAUCUACUGGGCCGAUGCCAGAGAGGACUACAUUGAGUUUGCCAGCCUGGAUGGGACCAACAGACACACGGUGCUUACCCAGGACAUCCCCCACAUCUUCGCCAUGACCCUGUUUGAGGAGUACAUCUACUGGACCGACUGGGAGACCAAGUCCAUCAACAGGUGUCACAAGACCCUGGGUAUCAACAAGACCACCCUGAUCACUACCCUCCACCGGCCCAUGGACAUCCACAUCUACCACCCUUACCGCCAGCCUGAGGUGUUUAACCACCCGUGCCAGACAGACAACGGCGGCUGUAGUAACCUGUGUCUGCUGAGCCCUGGCGGGGGCUACAAGUGUGCCUGUCCCACCAACUUCUACCUGGCCAACGAUGGACGCACCUGCAUGUCCAACUGCACUGCCAGCCAGUUUGUGUGUAAGAACGACAAGUGCAUCCCCUUCUGGUGGAAGUGUGACACGGAGGACGACUGUGGGGAUCGCUCGGACGAGCCUGCAGAAUGCCCUGAGUUCAAGUGCAGGCCAGGCCAGUUCCAGUGUGGGACAGGCAUCUGCACCAACCCAGCCUACAUCUGUGACGGGGACAAUGACUGCCAGGACAAUUCGGACGAGGCCAACUGCGAUAUCCACGUGUGUCUGCCCAGUCAGUUCAAGUGCUCCCACCCCAGCCGCUGUAUCCCGGGAAUCUUCCGCUGUAACGGACAGGACAACUGUGGCGAAGGCGAGGACGAGAAGGACUGCCCCGAGGUCACGUGUGCGCCCACCCAGUUCCAGUGUGCCAUCACCAAGCGCUGUAUCCCUCGCGUCUGGGUGUGUGACCGUGACAAUGACUGUGUGGACGGAUCGGACGAACCAGCCAACUGCACCCAGAUGACAUGUGGCGUGGAUGAGUUUCGCUGUAAGGACUCUGGACGCUGCAUCCCGGCCCGGUGGAAGUGUGACGGAGAAAAUGACUGUGGAGACUCAUCUGACGAACCCAAAGAGGAAUGUGAUGAGAGGACGUGUGAGCCGUACCAGUUCAGGUGUAAGAACAACCGCUGUGUCCCGGGCCGCUGGCAGUGUGACUACGACAAUGACUGCGGGGACAACUCGGACGAGGACAAGUGCGUGCCGCGGCCGUGCUCCGAGAGUGAGUUUGCCUGUACCAACGGACGAUGUAUCGCCGGGAGGUGGAAGUGUGAUGGAGACCAUGACUGUGCUGACGGAUCUGAUGAGGACGGCUGUGAGCUGAGGUGUGACAGUGACCAGUUCCAGUGUAAGAACGGCCACUGCAUCCCCAACCGCUGGCGCUGUGACGCAGACGCUGACUGUUUGGACGGCAGCGAUGAGGAGAAGUGUCACAUUGCUCCUAAACACUGCCCCCUGGAUGACUUCCAGUGUAACAACACGCUGUGUAAGCCUCUGGCCUGGAAGUGUGACGGCGAGGACGACUGUGGAGACAACUCGGACGAGAAUCCUGACGAGUGCAGGAGGUUCCAGUGCCCCCCCACCAGGACUUUCCGCUGCCAGAACGACCGUGUGUGUCUGCAGGUCUCCAAACAGUGCGAUGGCGUUGACAACUGUGGGGACAACUCUGAUGAGCUCAACUGCCAGCCCCCUCCAGCCGAGCCCAGCUGUGAGAAGGACGAGUUCCUGUGUGCCAACGGGAGGUGCAUCAGCUCCAGCCUGCGUUGUAACUUCUUCAACGACUGUGAGGACUACGGUUCAGACGAGAUCCACUGCAAGACAGACACCAAGCUGAACGACUGCAGGAGUAACAGGACUCUGUGUGGGGACGGGGACGAGGCACACUGUGUCACCAACGGGACAGACUCCUUCUGCUCCUGCAAACCAGGCUUCAGGAAGACUGGCCACAACACCUGUGGAGAUAAGAACGAGUGUAAGCAGUUUGGGGUGUGCUCCCACAUGUGCAACAACACCAAGGGAUCCUACAAGUGCAGCUGCCACAAAUACUUCUCCAGGAUCAACGACACCUGCAAGGCUGACAACCUGAACAGUAGCAGACAGGUGCUCUACAUCGCCGAUGACAACGAGAUCCGCAGCCUGGACCCUGCCAUGCCCAACUGGCGUUACGAGCAGACCUUCCAGGGCGAUGCCAACGUGCGCAUCGACGCCAUGGACCUGCACGUCAAGACCAACCGCAUCUACUGGACCAACUGGCACACGGGCAGGAUCUCCUCCUACGAGCUUCCUUCAUCGUCCUCCUCCUCGUCUGGUCCAUCGUCCAAUACAAACCGCAACCGUCGCCAGAGUGAGGGAAGUGUUACCACCCUGGAGAUUGUAGGGCAUCUGGAAAUGCCUCGAGGUAUAGCAGUGGACUGGGUGGCUGGUAAUCUGUACUGGACUGACUCUGGCAGGGAUGUGAUCGAGGUGGCCCAGAUAUCAGGCCAACACCGCAAGACCCUGAUCUCAGGCAUGAUAGACGAGCCUUACGCCAUCGUAGUGGACCCGCAGAGAGGAACCAUGUAUUGGGCCGACUGGGGAAACCACCCUAAGAUUGAGACGGCAGCCAUGGACGGAACCUUGAGACAGACCCUGGUCCAUGAGAACAUCCAGUGGCCCACAGGUCUGGCGGUGGACUACUUCAACGAGCGUCUCUACUGGGCGGACGCUAAGCUCUCGGUCAUCGGCAGCGUGCAUCUCAACGGCUCCGACCCCGUCAUUGCCGUCACCGGACUCAAAAACAACCUGCUCCAUCCGUUCAGCAUUGACAUCUUUGAGGACUACAUAUAUGGCGUCACCUACAUUAAUAACUUUGUGUUCCGGGUCAACAAGUUUGGCAAGGGCCCCAUGGAGAACCUGACCACUGGCAUUAACCACGCCACAGACAUAGUCCUUUAUCACCGUUACAAACAACCAGAGAUGAACAACCCAUGUGACAGGAAGAAGUGUGAGUGGUUGUGUCUGCUCAGCCCCAGUGGUCCAGUCUGCACCUGUCCUAACGACCGCGUGGCUGUAAAUGGCACAUGUGUGGAGAGACCCCCUCCCACACUGUCUCCGUUCUCUCCCCCGUCCGGGCCGUGUACGGUCCUGUGUCUUAACGGUGGGAACUGCUUCCUGAACGCCAGGCAGCAGGCCAAGUGUCAGUGCCAGUCCAGCUUCACGGGAGAGAGGUGUGAGGUCAACCAGUGUAGAGACUACUGCAGGAAUGGAGGGUCCUGUACUGCCUCAGUCGCAGGGGCCCCUACAUGUCGCUGUCUGAAGGGCUUCACGGGGCCCCAGUGUAACCUGCACACCUGUCAGGACUACUGUCACAAUGGAGGCAACUGCACCGUAUCCCAGGGCAACCAGCCCAUCUGCCACUGUCUGCUUGAGUACCUGGGAGACCAGUGUCAAUACAGUAAAUGUGAGGAUUACUGUAAGAAUGAGGGGAUGUGUCUGCAGACGGCCAAUGCCACCAAGCUGUGUCGCUGUCCCCCUCAGUUCCACGGACAGCUAUGUGAGCUGGACAAGUGCCAGUACUGCGGACCCAACGGCAAGUGUCUGCCCAAAACCUCAGGAGAGGUCAUGUGCCGCUGUCCUAACGGUCAAACCAAUCACAGCUGCUACACCUGUCUAGAUUUCUGCACCAAUGGACUCUGCUCUAUCGAACCACGCACACUACUGCCCCAGUGCAAGUGUCCUAUAGAAUGGAGUGGGUAUCGAUGUGAAGUCAUUGCCUCGCCGGUGGAUUCUCCUGUCUCCAGUGGAAGUUCUGCCUCCAUAGUCAUCCCAGUGCUGCUGCUGUUGUUACUGGUGCUGCUGGUCGUCGGCGCCAUCUUGUGGUACAAGAGGAGAAUGCGUGGUGCCAAGGGCUUCCAGCACCACAGGAUGACCAACGGGGCCAUGAACGUGGAAAUAGGAAACCCAGCCUAUAAGAUCUACGAAGGGGAGCCGGACGAUGAUGCAGGGGAACUCCUGGAUUCGGACUUCGCUUUAGAUCCAGACAAGCCCACCAACUUCACCAACCCGGUGUACGCCACCCUGUACAUGGGAGCCCACAACAGCCGCAACUCUUUAGCUAGUACAGACGAGAAGAAAGAGUUGCUGUCACAGGUGGACGAUGGGGAGGACGAGGACGUGAGUGACCCGCUGGCCUAGGGGUCAGAGGUCAGGCAUGACCGAGCCAAGUUUAGACCACGCCCGCAAAGAGACAAACGCUGAUCUUAUGCCUUUUUACCAAUCGAGAAAAGAAAAGCAACAGAAACAGAAAAGAAAGCGAGAACACUGUAUAAAAUGAAGGAGUACUUUUGUAUGUGAUUGCAGUAUUAUAUUUUGUUCUUUUGACAAAAAAGAGAAAAAAAAAGAACAUUCCUCUGUUCAGAAAAAGGAAGAACCAUUUUGUAGACAGAUUUAUUCAUUCAACUCUCUCGUUUUAAAAUGUUGCUCACCUCCAUCCUCCCUCGCUACUCUCCCUCCCCCCUUCAUCCAUAUAGCCACUACCUCUGUGCAAAGGUGUAGAGCAAAACAAACAGCAGUGGAACAAUUUUCAGUUUUUAUUUUUGUAUGAAUUGUAUAGGGGGAAAAAAACAUUGUUCCAUUUCAGAGAAGUGCUUGUUGUUUGUGAAAGAUGUGGAGAAAAGGGGGGGGGGUCCAAGUUCAAUACUCAGUCAGUUCCGAAUGCCAAUUGAUGCUGGUUUGGUCUAUGCUGGAGGUGCAGAGUCCACAUGGCAGUUAGUCAGCGUCACACAUACUAAUGUCCAUUCAGUUGAGUGAUUGUCUUUUACCUCCUUGCACAGACUAAAAGUGAAAUAUAUUUACACACGCAUAUAUAUAUAUAUAACCCUAUUAACAAAGUGUCUUGACAAUAUACCCAGGAAUACAAAACAUCAAAUAACAUAUAGCAGUCUGUCUGUACUAUGUUUUACCACCUUUUUCUGUUUUGAUCUUGAAGAAAUGAACGGAUGAUUUUUGGUUAAUGAGUGAAAGUCAAUGGUUAAUGGAGUGUGUAAUGUGUUGGAGGAAUAUGAUUGUAUUGAAGCAGACAUUCCAGGAUGACAAUUCCGAGGAAGUAACUGAGGAUGUCUUUGGGUUACGAGAGGACAUGUUUUGGGGGUAACACCGAAUGUGUUUUGGGGGGGCCCUUGAUGUGACCGGUGAUACAUAUUGGGGCCCCAGAGGGUUCAUGGACCAGCUCAGUGACUGUUUAUUCCAGUAUCAACUGUAACGUUCAUCCUGGAAAUAGGCAGUUUGGCACCAAGAAUGCCUCUGUGAAUACCUGCCAUUGCUGAAACAAACCAUUGUAUAACAACAAGCUGAACAUGCUUUUGUCUUUGUCGGUGAUAGUAAACAUACUUUCAGGAGAGACCUGUUGUUUUUAUGGUACUUCAGUGGGAAUUUAUAACAACAAUGCUGUGUUUUUUGUUUUGAAUGUAUGUAAUAAUUCCGGUUUCUGCUCAUUGUAAGUGCAUUCCUCGGGAGGUUCGGACUAUUAGCCUCCUGAUUAGCGUCCCCUGUUGAUUCCCCCUCUGCCUUGCUGCUAACGCUAGCUAGCCGUCUGUCGGCUCGUCUGUCUGUCGGCUCGUUCGUCUAACCAUCUGUCAGCCAGCCCUGUCUGUCUGCCUGCCUGUUUUGUCUGUCUGCCUGCCUGCCUGUCUGUCAUUGGUCCAGGCUCAGUCUCAGCCAAUCACGCGCUGCUGAACAUGCUGCUUGGAGGUGAUCAGCCAUAACUGCCAUACUAUAUUACAGAUUACACUGCAUGCAAAUCACAACACGCACACACACACGCAUAUACAAACCCUAUAGCAAACUGUUCUAGCUUAACCAUCACUUUUAUUAACAGUAUGCACUAUCAUUUGGAUUUUAAUAACAUUUCUGCUCUGUUACAUUUUUAUUUGAAUAAUGUAAAUUAGGAACAAUCGGUUUUAAUUUUGACAAACAUUUCAGCAAAACAACCCCACACAUGGAUUGUUGUUGCUCUGUUUCGGUUAGUUAUGAUUUUAUUUCUUUUUGAUAUCAGAAAUUAAAUGGAUUUUUAUAGUAGAAA
Molecule: messenger RNA, 16195 nt
Organism: Salmo salar (Atlantic salmon)
Lineage: Eukaryota; Metazoa; Chordata; Actinopteri; Salmoniformes; Salmonidae
Product: low-density lipoprotein receptor-related protein 1
Biological process (GO): receptor-mediated endocytosis
Cellular component (GO): plasma membrane; signaling receptor complex; apical plasma membrane
Molecular function (GO): calcium ion binding; protein binding; hormone binding
Source: RefSeq, a predicted model, not a curated record